GCUUCUGGAUCUCUUUCCGUUGCAGCUGAAAAACGAAAGACCAUCUUCCUGAUAAAAAGAAGCAUGCAAAUGAACAUCGCCAGUGCUAUAAUUGCAGUGACUGGAGCAGUUCUAUAUAUAACAGAUUUAGCUAUAAGACCAGUUUAUUAUUCGAAUGGAAAGUCCGUAGGUUUGGGUCUUGCUAUCCUGCUUCUCUUGUUUAGCACCCUGGAGUUUUGCAUCACUAUUUGGACUGCACAUUUUGGGUAUGAGGCAACCUCUUCUGACAGUGAUAUGGGCAUGAUGGCGAUACCCUACACUAUCAGUGCAGGUGGGAUGUUUCCUACAGAAGUCUGUCUUUCCCCUCCUCCCCCGUAUGACUUUGUGGCUUCUGCUGAAAAGUGAAAGUCUUCGUCAAGAAACCAUGAGAGAAUUGAGGGAGAUAGCACACCAAGCAGUUUAAAAUUAUUUACUUCCAUUUUUCCAAAACUGGUCAUCUUUUUCUCAAGAGGCACAGCAAGCUACGGGUUUCCCCUCUUACAAGAACAGCACCAGUGACCCGAGGAGUUCACAAUAUCCCCUUUUCAGGAGCUAGGAUGUUAAGCUACUACUCCACCUCUUCCACACUACCGUCUCCCCUGAGUUCAGUCCAGUGCUCCUUUGAGUCACCUCAUGUAAGGUUCACCCAAGAACUGGAGUUACCUGCAUGGGCAAACCCAACAAAAUGCUGUCUUCUCCUAUGACUGUGAUAAAUAUUUCUUUUAUGAUUACAUCUCACUUGCUGUGCUUCCAUCACCUAAAACCAAAUAAAUGAUGCCUUUUUCUUUACAAGAUGUUUUCUCUCUCACACACACACACACACACAAAAUCAGUUGAUUAGUACCUGUAUUCAUUGACAGUGGAAUUGUAACCAGAGUUAAAGUCAAUGCACUAAAAUUCUUUUUGU
Molecule: messenger RNA, 925 nt
Organism: Sphaerodactylus townsendi
Lineage: Eukaryota; Metazoa; Chordata; Lepidosauria; Squamata; Sphaerodactylidae
Product: membrane-spanning 4-domains subfamily A member 15-like
Exons: 4
Coding region: 64-384 (106 amino acids)
Source: RefSeq, a predicted model, not a curated record